CUCAGUCAUUCAGCAGUCCCCGUCAGAACGCGGCCCGGAUCGGAUGCGCGCGCGAUCGUGUCGCAACGAACACACAAUUCUAACCGUGUCGGUGUCGGUGUGCUGUGCCAUGAAGUGAGGAUCUUCGAGAGGAUCAAAUAUUAGUUGUGGCAACUGUUCAAAUAUUUAAGCUGUGCAGAUUUAUCACCCUUUUAAGAUGAAACGGACAGUGAUUGUUGGCGGAUAUCUGCUGCUAGUGAUCGCUUUGAUCACGAUCGGUGGUAGUGAAGUGGAUCCAGAUCCGGAGGAAAAUCAGGUACCGGACGGGGUUGAUCCACCGGGCAAUUUCCCCGAACGAACUAACGGGCUGUUGAGUGUUGACAGUGUCGGCAGCAGCAUCAAGACCGAUAGUAGUAGUGAUAGUGAUCUGAUUGCAAAGGGCGUCGAUCAACCGCCGCGAGUGACGAAUGGCGGUGUGUUCAGUAAUGUUGACCGAGCGCUUUUGGAGACGCUACGGCAGGUGAUCGGUAGUUUGGAAGGCAACGGAUGUCGAAGGGAUAUCAAUUUGACACUGGAGGCAGUGCAGAGACGGGAGGAGUGGGCAGUGGCAAUGUUCGACUCUUCAGCCAAAUCGACAUUCGGAAUCGAACACGGCAACGAGUUCCAGCUAGGUCACUUCGACCAGUGUAUGGGCAUCAAUAGUCUGGAUCAGGCCGGUGUUAUUGCACAGUUUUGUCUGACCGAUGUCAAAGCCAAAGGAUACCAGCUGCGUAAUGUGGGGUCGCGCAAAUCACCCCUGCCACAGAACUACACACUGGUGCACUGGGGUGUGUGCAUUCCAGCGUCCUGCUCGGAAAAUGACGUUAUCGCAGUGCUGCGUAAAACCACAGGCUUUCGAGAUGUUACAAUCCCAUCGAAGGGCUGCCAUCGGGAUAAGGCGACGGUUACUUCGAUGAGCGACAUCAUCUACGUAUCGGUGAUUUGCUUCUUCGUGUUGAUGGUAGCGUUUAGUACAGUGUAUCACGUGCAGUCCCUGUACAGUUGCCAUGCAACGAAGGAAAGUGUUUUCGGACAGGUGCUGAAAUCGUUCUCCAUUGUGGAGAAUUUGCGGAAGCUGGGGCAGGAUAGCAAGGACGACCAUGGACUGGGAUGUAUCAAUGGGAUAAAGGCACUGUCGAUGGUGUUCAUUCUCGGUGGACACGCCCUGCUGUUUAUCGUCGGAGGGGCGAUGUAUAAUCCGGGAUUUUAUGGAGAGCAAGUGAAACUACUUCGAAACGCAAUUCUUCUGAACUCUCCCCUUCUGGUGGAUACAUUCCUGCUGCUGAGUGGAUUUCUAUUCGCACGGUUACUUCUGAUCGAACUGGAUAAACGCCGGGGCAGGGUUAACUUUGCCGUGAUCUACAUCUUCCGUUAUAUAAGAUUAACACCAGCCUAUGCCGCCAUGAUUGCCCUGUACGCUACCUGGCUACCACGACUCGGAAGCGGUCCUCUUUGGGAUAGACGGAUGCAGCUGGAACAGUCCCGCUGCCAGGCCAGUUGGUGGCGGAACAUUCUCUACAUCAACAACUACAUCGGAACGGAUCAGCUUUGCAUGUUCCAGUCGUGGUACCUGGCAACCGAUACACAGCUGUUUGUGUUGGCUCCCCUCCUGCUGUAUCCGAUGUGGAUGUGCAGGCGACGAAUCACACUGACACUGGCUGGUACGGUGGCACUGGUUUCCGUGGUGGUUCCUUUCUGCGUGACCUACUAUGGUCGUGUGGAUCCUUCGCUGAUGUAUUACGUUGAUGAAUUGGACGAUAUUCAGGCAAACUACUAUUUUGCAAAUGUUUACGUGAAGACUCAUAUGCGUGCGACGGCGUACGUCUUUGGAAUACUUGCUGGCUAUCUAGUCCAUUUGAUGCAGGAGAAGAGCAUCACAAUCGGCAGACGUACGGUCGCCCUGCUAUGGAUCUGCUCCACCAUCAUCGGAUCAGCGUCGAUGUUUGGCGUUUCGACAUUCUACAAUUCGACCGGAACGAACAACUAUCUUUAUAAUGCGCUUUAUGCGGCCCUCCAUCGUCUUGGGUGGAGUUUGUCCAACGGUUGGCUAGUGCUGGCUUGUGUUUCCGGACACGCUGGACCGUUGAAAAGGAUACUUUCCUCCCGGGCGCUAGUUCCGAUCAGUCGGCUAACGUACUGUGCCUAUCUUACCAAUGGGCUGGUGGAGCUGUACAUCAGUGCAUCCCAGCGAGUGCCACUUUAUUCGAGCGUCUUUGGUUUGACGGCAGUCACUCUUUCGCACAUAUGUCUCACCUUUCUGGCAGCACUGGGCCUUUGCCUGAUGUUCGAAUCUCCGAUCCAUGGUAUCGAGAAGAUUUUUCUAAGGAGACAGCUUUCCCCCGGUCGACAUCAGCACCGCUCGGAGAAGGUAGCUCAAGCGAAUAGUCAUAGCACAAACAAUAGCACUUCCGAUGACUCGAUUGCGUGACAUUUCUUUUUUGGCUGCUAGAUGCAGAAAUAGCGGGACUUUCUUUUUUUUUGUGAGUGAGAACGUGGUACCUUAUAGUCUUAUAAUUCCUAGCUGUAAUUCGUUCGUUUUUUGUUGGUUUGUUGCAUGCGAGUGGGGGUUGAUCCGAAAAUAGCAAUUAUUCAAUGAAUAUCUCCCUCCCUCAUUAUUGUGCUUCAUUCGGAUUCAAUAAAGACAAUUUACUUAGCACUUGUUUAGAAAAUGAAACGAA
Messenger RNA from Topomyia yanbarensis, 2696 nucleotides. RefSeq names its product nose resistant to fluoxetine protein 6-like. The record is from RefSeq and is a predicted model, not a curated record. The transcript has 7 exons. NCBI's taxonomy places the organism in Eukaryota, Metazoa, Arthropoda, Insecta, Diptera, Culicidae. Gene Ontology annotation, molecular function: acyltransferase activity, transferring groups other than amino-acyl groups. Bases 197 to 2446 code for a protein of 749 amino acids.